This is a messenger RNA of Ricinus communis (castor bean), 1257 nucleotides long. RefSeq names its product peroxidase 24. The record is from RefSeq and is a predicted model, not a curated record. Gene Ontology annotation, molecular function: heme binding; peroxidase activity. Gene Ontology annotation, biological process: response to oxidative stress; hydrogen peroxide catabolic process. Bases 187 to 1167 code for a protein of 326 amino acids. NCBI's taxonomy places the organism in Eukaryota, Viridiplantae, Streptophyta, Magnoliopsida, Malpighiales, Euphorbiaceae. Gene Ontology annotation, cellular component: plant-type cell wall; plasmodesma. The transcript is spliced from 4 exons.
GGGAAGGACUGAAAUUUAACAUCAACAUGCAUGCAACACAAGUCAAACUAGCAAAACUCUCAACGCCAAGUCCAGGCUUUGUGAUGCUUAUAGAUUCUUGUGUAUAAAUAGGGAAGGCUUCUGUGGUACAUCUUUGUAGUGCAGCAUACCGACAGCAAACCUAAGAGAGAGUAACAGAGAGAGAAGAUGAAGAGUAGCUUAGUUCUGCUGUUGUUGUUCUGUGUUGCAUUAGUGUAUCAAGUAGGAGUUUGCUGUGGAGGGGGAUUAAGAAAAAACUUUUACAAGGAUACUUGUCCUCAAGCUGAGGGUAUUGUAAGGAGUAUCAUUUGGAAACGUGUCUCUGCCAAUUCGACAUUGCCUGCAAAGCUUUUAAGGAUGCAUUUUCACGACUGUUUUGUCAGGGGCUGUGAUGCAUCCGUAUUGCUGGAUUCCACACCCAAGAACUCAGCUGAAAAGGCAGCAAUUCCAAACCUGUCUCUAGGAGGUUUCGAUGUCAUAGAUGAGGUGAAGAGCAAGCUAGAGACGACAUGCCCUGGAGUUGUCUCUUGUGCAGAUAUUGUUGCUCUAGCUGCUAGAGAUUCUGUUUCCUUCCAAUUUAAAAAGCCAAUUUGGGAAGUGCUAACUGGUAGAAGAGAUGGAUUAAUUUCCAGAGCAUCGGAGGCUCUAGCGGAUAUCCCUUCACCUUUCUUUAAUUUUUCCCUUCUCAAACAGUCUUUUGCCAACAAAAGCUUAACGGUCCAUGACCUUGUCGUUUUAUCAGGUGGACACACCAUUGGUGUAGGACAUUGCAACUUCUUCAGCAAUAGGCUAUACAAUUUUACAGGAAAAGGUGAUGCAGAUCCUUCACUUAAUUCAAAAUAUGCUGCUUUCUUAAAAACUCAAUGCCGAAGCCUAGCAGAUAACACAACCGUAGUGCCAAUGGACCCUUUGACCCCCUUAUCUUUUGACACCAAUUACUAUAAGAUCCUGAAGCUGAGGGAAGGCCUUUUCCAAUCUGAUGCUGCACUACUUACUGACAAGGGCUCAAGCGAUAUCAUUGACGAGUUGCUUGAUUCAGGCAAGUUCUUCACCGAGUUUGCACAAUCCAUGAAGAGGAUGGGAGCAAUUGACGUGCUCACUGGGAGUGCUGGAGAAAUUAGGAAGAAAUGUAAUGUGGUGAAUUCUUGAGCAGUCGAGAGAAAAAGAUUAAAAAUGUAUGAUUUGUGCGUUUUAUCUGAUCUGAGUUUUCAUGAAACAUAUUUGAAUACUUCGUUAAAA